UAGCGUUUAGCUAGUGUUAUCACUGACAUUUUAACCGUCAAAACACAGAGAGAGAUAGAGCAAAAAUGGCGAUGGCGAUGGCGAUGUUACCUGCGCUCUUCUCUUCUCCCUCGAUUCUGGCCAGCAGAAUCAGAUGCGGAGCCACCGCAAACAGUGGCGGGGCACUCUCAUCUGCUUCUCCUGACUCCGACCCUAGGAGAGGUGUCUCCGUUUAUAAGCCCAAGUCCUACGAGGUUUUGGUCUCUGACGCUGCCAAUUCUCUUGCGUUCGCUCUUCAGGAAUCCAAAUCUCGUUUGGAAAUCGAUUUCCCGCCUUUGCCCAGUAGCAUUUCGUCAUACAAGGGCUCUUCGGACGAUUUUAUUGAUGCCAACAUACAAUUGGCCUUGUCUGUUGUCCGGAAACUUCAGGAGAAAAUAGAGACCAGAGCUUGCAUUGUUUUUCCUGACAAGCCCGAAAAGCGCAGAGCUUCGCAACUCUUCAAAGCGGCGUUUGAUUCGAUUGAUGGCAUAAGUAUCGGUUCUCUAGAUGAUAUACCUGGUACUUCUGUCACCAAUUUCUUCAGGUCCAUAAGGAGUACCCUGGACUUUGAUUUUGAAGAUGAAAACGAAGGUAGUUGGGAACCCAAGGAGCCACCGACCCUUUAUAUGUUUAUCAAUUGCAGCACUCGAGAACUCUCUGUUAUAGAGAAGUUUGUGGAAAGCUUUGCCAGUUCAACCCCAGCUCUUCUCUUUAAUCUUGAGCUAGAUACCUUACGUGCUGACCUAGGGCUACUUGGCUUUCCCCCUAAAGAUCUGCACUACCGGUUUCUUUCUCAAUUUAUUCCCGUCUUCUAUAUCCGAAUCAGAGAGUAUUCUAAGACAGUGGCAGUGGCACCAUAUGUGUUGAACUACAACGGAGCACUUUUUCGACAAUAUCCUGGGCCAUGGCAGGUGAUGCUUAAGCAAUCUGAUGGUUCAUUUGCGUGUGUUGCAGAAAGCGCAACUCGUUUCACCCUGGGUGAAACCAAGGAAGAGCUGUUGCAGGUUCUAGGACUACAAGAAGAGAAAGGAAGCUCACUCGAGUUCCUGCGCAGGGGCUACAAGGCCGCAACUUGGUGGGAAGAGGAUGUGGAACUUGAGUUAUCAUCUAAUUGGCGUAGCUGAAUGAUGACCAAGUCAUGGAUUCACAGUUUUUAGUAAGUUCGAUAAGUCUCUCAAGAUUUAAGGUAUUUACACUUGUAUAUGUGCAACAUUGGUAGAGAGAGUUUGAGAGAUGUAAAUGAGAACGGUAAACGAUAGUUUGAAAAUGUUUUUAUAUAAUAUUCAGUCUAAAUUAUGAUA
Molecule: messenger RNA, 1319 nt
Organism: Eutrema salsugineum
Lineage: Eukaryota; Viridiplantae; Streptophyta; Magnoliopsida; Brassicales; Brassicaceae
Product: protein LOW PSII ACCUMULATION 3, chloroplastic
Exons: 12
Coding region: 66-1142 (358 amino acids)
Source: RefSeq, a predicted model, not a curated record